AUGGGUGUCGCCAAUACCCGAAUUGGGGGCGGAGGACGACAGGGGGCGCGCUUGCACGGGUCAGGGGCCGGCAGGGCCGACCCAGUCGGGGCAGAACGAGGACCCGGAGGAUUUGGUCUGCUGGGGGACAGGGGAUGGGGGGUCGCCGUGUGGGGGUCGGACGACGGGCGAAGGAUGAAAGGGCACACCCGGCACCUUCCUGAGAGAACUGAGGGCAGGAAGGGAAGGGGACGCGGGCUCCAGUCUAAGGAUGAGCAAGACCCAGGGCACGACCGUCGGAGCCUGGGGGGCAGGGGCGCAGGACGCACUUGUCCUGGAGGGUGGGUGGAUGUGGCCGAGGAGAGCUUGCCUGAGUCAGGGGCAGCGGGAGAGGGAGCUCGAGGUGCAAAGACCCGGGUUCGGGUUCGAGAGAAGGAGGGGCGGACGCGGGCCACCGUGCGGCCGGGGGCCCAGCCACCCCACAGAGCCCGGUGGUCACUCCAGCCUCUCCCCCAGGACAUUGCCCAAGCCUCCAAAGACGGGGCCAACCUCCUCAGCAACACCACCAGCAUGGGGCGCUGGGAGCUCGUGGGCUCCUUCUUCUUUUCCGUGUCCACCAUCACCACCAUCGGCUAUGGCAAUCUGAGACCCCACACCAUGGCUGCCCGCCUCUUCUGCAUCUUCUUUGCUCUUGUGGGGAUCCCGCUCAACCUCGUGGUGCUCAACCGACUGGGACAUCUCAUGCAGCACGGAAUAUACUCCUGUGCCCGCAGGCUGGGGGGCACCUGGCAGGACCCGGCCAAGGCGCGGUGGCUGGCGGGCUCCGGCACCCUCCUCUCGGGCCUCCUGCUGUUUUCUCCUCGGAUGAACCCCUCCCGGAGGUACCCAGUGUGGUACAAGAACAUGGUGUCCCUGUGGAUCCUCUUUGGGAUGGCAUGGCUGGCCUUGAUCAUCAAACUGAUCCUCUCCCUGCUGGAGACCCCAGGGGCGUCGUGUUCCUGCUGCCACCACAUCUCCAAGAGGAACUUCAAGUCCCAAAGCUGGAGGCAGGGCCCAGAUGGGGAGCCAAAGUCUUGUUCCCCACAGCAAGGCGGCUGUCCACAGGGGCCUACGGGAAGCCUAUGGCAUCUGGAAUCCUCUGCUUAGGUUGUGUGCGUUGGCAAGGCCAGCUAGUUAUACUCCAGUAUUUGUUUGAUCUUCCUCGUUGGUGACAAGACCCCUGAUUUUAAGCUUGACACAUGACUUCCUAGGCUAAAGACUAC
Molecule: messenger RNA, 1241 nt
Organism: Galeopterus variegatus (Sunda flying lemur)
Lineage: Eukaryota; Metazoa; Chordata; Mammalia; Dermoptera; Cynocephalidae
Gene: KCNK17
Product: potassium channel, subfamily K, member 17
Exons: 5
Coding region: 1-1125 (374 amino acids)
Biological process (GO): potassium ion transmembrane transport; stabilization of membrane potential
Cellular component (GO): membrane
Molecular function (GO): potassium ion leak channel activity
Source: RefSeq, a predicted model, not a curated record